Molecule: messenger RNA, 759 nt
Organism: Lottia gigantea (owl limpet)
Lineage: Eukaryota; Metazoa; Mollusca; Gastropoda; Lottiidae
Exons: 5
Coding region: 1-759 (252 amino acids)
Biological process (GO): oligosaccharide biosynthetic process
Source: RefSeq, a predicted model, not a curated record
AUGUCGAAUUCUACAUUAAUUCCAGCCUUUUUGGUGCCAUUGCUUCAAAUUAUAGCUCCUCAGCCAUGCUUUAACACUCUGUUUAUAAGUUUAGACCUAUUGCACGUUGCUUGUCUUAAAGUUGUCAUAAGUAAAUGUUUAGGAUUUGCUAUAAUAGCUGGAUCAUGUAUUGUGAAACUACCUCAAGUUAUCAAGAUUUUAAGAGCUAAAAGUGGAGAGGGUAUUAGUUUGCCGGCUGUUACAUUAGAAUUAAUUGCUAUAACUGCUAGUUUAUCAUAUGGUUUUGCUCAUGGAUUUCCAUUCAGUUCCUAUGGUGAAGCUGGUUUUUUAGUAUUUCAGACAGCAAUAAUAGCAUUCUUGGUGUUAUUAUUUAGUGGUAAAACUGUUAGUGGUUUAGGUUAUAUAGCAGUAUAUGUUGGUAUAUUGGCUUAUCUAUUGUCUCCUUCUGUGAAUAUGUCAUUAUUAGCUGGUUUACAAGCUAGUGGUGCUGGAAUUGUAGCUAUUAGUAAGAUGAUCCAAGCACAUGCUAAUUUUAAAAAUGGUAGUACUGGUCAACUAUCAGCAGUAACAGUAUUCCUUUUAUUCUUUGGUUCAGUAGCAAGAAUUUUUACCUCCAUUCAGGAAACUGGUGAUAAAUUAGUCAUCUUUCAAUAUGUUGUUUCUACAGCUUUUAAUGGUUUAAUUGUAGCUCAAAUGAUUUACUAUUGGAACAGCUCUAGCUCGAAAUCCAAAAAGACCAAAUCCAGGAAAGCACAAUAA